Molecule: messenger RNA, 3383 nt
Organism: Ostrea edulis (European flat oyster)
Lineage: Eukaryota; Metazoa; Mollusca; Bivalvia; Ostreida; Ostreidae
Exons: 2
Coding region: 476-2503 (675 amino acids)
Source: RefSeq, a predicted model, not a curated record
UUUAUGCGACGGCACAGGCAGUAAGGAAUGUUUUGUCUAGCAGCGGCAAUUUAGAUCCGGUAUCGCUCACAUCUAAAGGGUAGGAUACAUCUUGCUGAACUUUCUUGAACGCACAAAACAACCUUUAAAUGCCCUAGUUAAUAUUUUUUCACAGUCAAAUGUCGAACUGUUCAAUGGUUUGUUAAAUCUCUCUUCUAUGGUAUGUAGCUCUUUUGUGAAUGGCAAAUGAUUUGGUCCCGUGUUCCCGUCAAGACCACGUGACUAAUAUGCAUACUAUCGUAUCUCGCAUGUAACGAGCGUGAAAACUACCAAAGAGUGUACAGGUUCUUCGCAAUAUACUGGAUCGGAGUUAAUUAUUUUGACGAAUGGAUAAUACAUAAUGAUGUAACUUAACAGUAUUACACAACGUCCGGAUUAUUUCGUAUUCUGGUUUAAUGCAUUGAAAAUACCGUUUAUUCUUGGAAUAAGUACUAAGAUGAAAUUCCUAGUCUUCUUAAAUCUCGCCGUCGUGUGUACAGCCGCCGUUGUGCCUAGUGCCGACUUUGACAGAUCGUUUGUGAAAUAUAUCAAAGACAAUGGCUACAGGGGUGGACAAGUGGGAGUGAUGAUUGAGGACAGGUUAGCGUUUGCUAAAGGUUACGGCAAAAACCACGAACAUAAAGAUAUCUACGUGCACAACCUAAUCCCAGUCGGUUCCUUCUCUAAGGCAUUUACGGCAGUGACUAUAUUGAAACUAGUGGAGGAUGGUGUCUUAGAUAUUAACGCUAAAGUCUUUGGAAAGGAUGGAUUGCUUACCGUGAUCAAACCUUGGAAUGAAACUACAGUUGACCCGCGGAUUUAUGACAUUACCGUUGACCAUUUACUUCGACACACCGGAGGAUGGGACUACACAAAAUCAAAGCUGAUGGAACCGCUUUUGAAUUCCGCCCUGAUCGCCAACGGAUACAACCUUGAAAACAUCUCCGAGGAAAUGAAACUUCCGGAACUUACAACGCCUAUCGACGUCAUCCGGUUCAUGCUGUCAAAACCUCUCGAUUUCACCCCCGGAACAAAGUCUGUUGUGUCAAAUCUUGGAUAUUCUAUUCUUGGUCAAAUAAUCGAAAUGAUAACGGAUUUUGAUUACGACCAGUAUGUGAAAAAGCACGUUAUGAUUCCUUGUGGAAUGAUGUACACCAAAAUCGGUCGUCCACAUGUAUUUGCGACUGCGCGUGACAAUAAUGAACCUAUUAUGAGUGAUGUCGCUAAAGUGAGUCCUGAAUUUGUCGGACCUGCACUGGGUUGGGAAUCUAACAUGUACGACAUUAUGAGAUUCUCUCGUUGUUUGGAUGGGUCGGGAGACUUUAAACUUUUGUCUGUUAAGUCCAUCAAGUCCUUGAUGGCCAAACCUUCUGCCGUCCCUGUUCAACAUGGCACUAGCUGGAUUGGGGCUGCUUUCAACGUUAACAGCCGCGGGGCUAUCUGGAUGGAAGGAGAGUUCUUCACGGACGAUUUGCUUUUUUUCCACCGAGGUCUUCUUGUCAAGAAUGACCAGAAGAAACAGUCGAAUGCUGCGCAAGAGACGCCCUCGGCGUAUGCGGCAUUUUUUACAGGCCAAAUGUUCACGCCUUUAAAGACCAGUAUCCAUGACCUCGUAAAAGCGGAAAAAUUAUGGUCUGCUGAAAAUAUGUUUCUUGAUGACAUUGCCGAUAUAAAAACAAAAUACGGGAAAGUUGAACAAGUCGUCAAAUAUAAGCUCGAGGAACACCAUCUUCAAGGUUACGCCCGGGCUCUCUCCCUCCUUCGUUAUGACAUCAAAUGGAUAAGCGGAUUCUCAUAUAAAAAGCAGACAUACUUUGUUGUCAUUGCUGAAAAGAAGGAACACUCGCUCUUCGACAAAGUUAUUAUCACCCCUGGGCUUACCGAAGCAACCUUAACACAACACAAGCUGCACUACGAAAAAUCAGGUUUCAACUUGACGUAUCUGCAAAACUACAUGUCUCAUUCCCACCGCGGUUCCGUCUUCGUGGCCAUUUUCCGCAAACAUUCCUAUUCGAAUUCAACAAUCAUCAGAUACGGUCUUCAGCAUUACACGCAGUCCUACAAGAAGCUGAUUGAGUUGUAUGCAGAACAAGGCUACAUCCCGACAUCGCAAUCACUGAUGUACAAUGGAGUAGAUGGCUUAGUUAGUUUUAUUCUUCAAGAGGACGAAAAUAGAAAGACCCAAAAGGAUUAUCGGUCAUAUGAAGACACCCCGCUAGGACGUUUGAAUAAACUGGUCACCGGAAACGCUAAGUACAAAAGGAAGCUAGUUUACUUAGAUGUAGCAAACUACUUCGGAAAACCGAAAUUUUCAGCAGUAUUUGUGAAUGAUAGAGUUAAUUCGAUGCUCUUCAAUUCCAAAUUAUCAGUUAAAGACAUGACAAAAAUAAUACAACGCGAGCAAAAGUACGGAAAACUUCCUCGCAUCAUUGUUGCCUAUAGUGACAGAGGUUCUUUGUGGUAUGCCGUUUUCCUCGAAAAAUGAACCAAAUACAGAACGCACCUGAGUGAAAUCUGAGAAAACGGAGUUUUGAAAUUGGUUCUAUAGUGACGUGUGGCAAAGACUUGCUUCAGAGUAAAACUUGUCAUUUUUGUACAUAAAAGGGAAUCAAAGCACAGUGUGAUAUUCGUCAAAUGUGCAUAUGUCCUUUAACGUGAAGGAAGCGAAAAAAGUGCACAUCACCUAUUUCUUCAGUUAGUUAUGACUGAAACCCUAUAUAUACAAUGACCAACAUCACUGUAGUGACUUAAUACGAACGAAUGCAUUUUCACAACACUGAAACAAAUCUAGGAAUAUGAAUCUAAUAAGACAUGUUUCUGGAUUAUCAAAUUCAGCAUUAACAGUAAGUGGUAGCAGAACUUACGAUUUACACUUGAAUUUGUAUUAGGAAACCGAGUUCAAGGGGACUAUCUAUUUCCGUCAAAAUAUUGACUUUCAGCUGUCAUUGAGGUUUUCUUUACUGAAAAUGAUAUCAUUGGUAAAACUUAUUUAUAUUGAGUGUUUCAUUUCCCGCUCGCGUUAUGUGCAUCACCUAUAUAUGCCUCUCUUGAUAUAUAUUUGAAAUAAUGUUGAUUUGAAAAGAUUAUGAAACUACAAAGUCUAAAUAAGGUCUGAAUAAUGGAUAUUAUAAUAUUUCCGAUAUACUGUUAAUGGUUAACAUGUGACCUAUGAUGGUGGUUUGUACAUUUUGACCUUUCUUGCAUUGUAAAUCAACUUCUACAAUGUAAGCAUUAUAACAGCUACUUGCAUUCACUUGUAUUAGCGUUGAAAAUUUGAUUUCAGAGAUGCAGCUUCUUUUGUAUCUAUGUUUAUAGUUUAAUAUACACGUGUUACAAAAAACUGUAAUAAAUCUUUUAAUACGGAA